Molecule: messenger RNA, 201 nt
Organism: Protopolystoma xenopodis
Lineage: Eukaryota; Metazoa; Platyhelminthes; Monogenea; Polystomatidea; Polystomatidae
Source: the annotation of a GenBank genome assembly
AUGAUGCUGCGACUGGCAAAACUCACUGACGAUGCCGACUACGAUGCCGGCGAAACGUCUGGGAAUGUACCACGUCUACAGUCUGACUUUGGAAAUGAUAAUGCAUACAAUGGACUUUGGACAAGGUGCGUUCCUCUAAGUCUCCCUACCAAUAUGACCAAGUUGCGAAAACAAGGUCAAAUAACUUCUAUACAACGAUAG